Necator americanus (New World hookworm) is the source of this 753-nucleotide messenger RNA. RefSeq lists its product as uncharacterized. The coding region runs from base 1 to 753 and encodes 250 amino acids. The transcript has 6 exons. The record is from RefSeq and is a predicted model, not a curated record. Lineage: Eukaryota; Metazoa; Nematoda; Chromadorea; Rhabditida; Ancylostomatidae.
AUGUUCACUCUUCUGAUUCCCAUCAUAUUCGUUGGUUUCGCUCACUGUAACACCGUAACCACCUUAAAAUACAGUAUUUAUCCGAAUAAAGUGGAUAUUGGAGAAACUCUACCGGUCAGCGUCUAUAAGCUGCUUAACGAUUCUAAACAGCUAAAGAGCUGUGUGAAUAGUAUUGCAAUUCAUAGUCAUGACCAUCUUCGAGGAUUUGCACUUCUCCGGAACGAUAAGAAUGCGCUAGGACUUGUAAAACUUAACCAUGAAAGCAUUGAUCAGGAUACCUUUGCGUUUUCACUCGGAGGAAGAUCAGGGCAGAUGAAGAUCUCCACGAAUCAGUUGAGGAUCAACCUCGAUUUAUCGACACUUCCGAGGGAAUUUGUUGAUCUUCUUGGUGCUGAUGAGAACUCUUGCUCUUGUGUCCAUGGAAAUUGUGCAUGUUGUGCUUCCGUGAAGAUUCCGGAUUUCCAUCACGAUUUCUGCGUGAACGCUACGUAUAACAGAAAGACGAUAGGUCUCGAUUUAUCUAUUGGCAUUGAUGGUCACUAUUAUACACAGGAAAUUUCUGUACGAAAUCCGCCUCCCAUCUGCAUAUCCGCACCUUACGCGCACGACAUUGCUGGAAUAUGCGUGGCUUUCAAGGACCUGGAUGUCUCGAAGGAAAAACGAACGCUCUCUGGAUGUGUUGAACUUGAGAUAGAAGUGAUCCAUAUGAGAGUUGUUCAGCUCCACCUCGGUUGCUUUGUUAUGCCCAUUUGA